AUGUACGUCGGCAACAUCCUGACCAACCUGGUGCUGGUGAACAAGUUCUUGGAGACGGACGACUACUCCGUGUACGGCUUGGGCGUGUUGAGGGAUCUCCUAUUCGGGCGUAGCUGGAUGGAGUCGGGCAAUUUUCCCCGCGUCACCUUGUGUGAUUUCGAGGUGCGCGUGCUCGGGAACAACCAGCGGCAUUCAGUGCAGUGCGUGCUGGUGAUCAACAUCUUCAACGAGAAGAUCUUCAUCCUCAUUUGGCUGUGGUUCACGCUCCUGUUCAUCGCCUCAACCCUCGACAUGCUCUACUGGUUCAGCAUCUCGCUUUUCCACCGGGACAGGUUCCGCUUCGUGCUGCGGCACCUGGAGCUGACCAGCGACCCCGACAAGCCCGAGCUGUUCAGGAAGGAGAAGCGGAAACAAGUCGAGCACUUUUUGAGGACCUAUUUGAAGGUCGAUGGGGUGUUAGUUUUACGGAUGAUUGCCCUGCACGCCGGGGUGAUGUUCUGCACCGAGAUCACGGACGCGCUAUGGAAAAGAUACCUCUCCCAACACCCCGAGAAUUUGAUAGACGAAGACUCGAGCUUGAUAAGCUUUGCCAGGGCCCAAUCGAUCCGCCGAAAACGGCACGAGAGCCCUGGCGGUGGUGGCACUGAACCGAAUACUCAUGCUCGUCUGGGGCGGAUACUCAGCCACCGGACGGGCGGUAGCUUUCGCCUCAACCGUACGCAAAGCACCAACCGGUCGCUCAACACGGAUUCGACGGGCGCGCCGAGUGUCCCCGGAGCCGCUACUAAAUCAGUCACUCGGCCAGCCAGCGCCCUUGGCCGUGUGAAGCCGCGGCGGACCGUCGUCACCAUCAGCAGCCCCAACCAAGAGGACCCGACGGCCGCCGCCGAGAGCAAUCUCGACGACAAUGCGAAGAAGGACAGCGUCGCCCUGAUGGUG
Messenger RNA from Mesorhabditis spiculigera, 939 nucleotides. The record is from the annotation of a GenBank genome assembly. Lineage: Eukaryota; Metazoa; Nematoda; Chromadorea; Rhabditida; Rhabditidae.